GCCAAUCUAAAUUGUGUCAAGUGUAUUAAACAAUAAAAUAUGAUUAUCAGUAAUAGUAAAAAGUCGAUUGUAUCACAUAAUUUCGAUCAAAUCAUGUUAGAUUAAAACAGAAUUAAAGCGGAUAAAGGCGUGUUUUUGCAUUUUUAUCGUGUAGGAAAAUGUGCUAUUUUUAUUAAAAUUUAAUAACGUUUAUACGUAAAUACAAACGCAAAGUCGAAAAACAACAAUGAGCGAAGACACAAAAGAAGAAAACAGUGAUAAACAUGAAGAAUUUCAAGAAACUGAUCCACUUAAAGAUAAUAUAGAAGAUCCAACAGGUGAAAAACAACGAAGUUUUACAGAAAACUGUGUGCACGCAUUCAAAAACAUAACAGUCGAGCCAUCAAUGUUCUUCUUCAUAAUACCAAUGAUCUUUUCAAUAUUGACAUCGCAAAAUCUUAACCUAGAAAAGGCUUGCAGGGUCAAUUUAAAUUUCACAGAUGAAAUAUGUGACUCGCUCAAAAUGCAGACAGUUGGUGCACAAAACGAAUAUGAAAAAGAAGUACAAAAACUAGUCGCAAGAGCUAUGUCUUGGAGAACAUCAAUCACUGCAACAAUUCCGUGUGUUUUAGCGCUGUUUGUCGGUUCCUGGUCUGAUAAAACUGGGUAUCGGAAAAUAUUUUUAAUUAUACCCAUCUUGGGCCAAUUGCUUGUGUGUGCUAAUGGCAUAUUUCAUACAUUUUACUUUAAGGAAAUAGGUUUGGAAGCGUUAGUAUUCAGUGAAGCUAUACUCGAUGGAAUAUUAGGCUCUUGGUGUAUAUCUAUGUUAACUAUGUUUUCGUUUAUCAGUGCUAUUACAAAUGAAAAGAAUAGGACAUUUCGUAUGGGACUCAUAAAUUUCAGCCUAACCGUCGGCUUUCCCAUAGGCAUGGGUCUUAGUGGGUUGUUGUUGAAAAAGCUCGGGUAUUACGGAUGCUACUUUUUAGCUUUUGGACUACAUUUUGUUAACCUGACAUACAAUACAUUUAUAUUAAAGGAUCCAGAAAGGACUGUUGAGCAGAAAAAGAAUGAUAAUCAAGGCGUCCGACAUUUAGUGCGUAUUUUCUUUGAUCUAGGUAACUUGAGAGACACAAUUAAAGUAGUAUUUAAGAACGGCUCAAACCAUAGACGUUUUCGUGUUUGCGCUUUAUUAGUCGUCGUGGCUAUAUUAUUUGGACCCAUGCAUGGUGAACUUUCAAUAAUGUACAUAUCGACAAGAUAUAGAUUCAAUUGGACAGAGGUAAUGUUCAGCAUAUUCCAAGCAUACAACUUUGUCGCCCACACUAUAGGAACGAUAUUCUCCAUCGUUGUAUUCAGUAAAUAUUUGCAAUGGCACGAUUCUUUAUUAGGAAUUAUAUCAACUCUUAGUAAAAUUGCUUCAUCAUUUGUCUAUUGUUUCGCUACGAACGAAAAAAUAUUCUUUAUUGCUCCUUUAGUAGACAUUCUGAACGGGACAGCUUUAUUAGCAUUACGAUCAACUGUGUCCAAGACAGUAGCUGCAGAUGAAUUUGGCAAAGUAAACUCAAUAUUUGCGUUAACGGAAAACCUCAUGCCUUUAAUAUACGUACCAUUGUAUACUAAAGUGUACACAGUGACUAUGGAGGUUCUCCCAGGCGCUGUCUUUCUUAUGGGAUCAGCAAUGACGCUGCCCGCGGUCUGUGUGUUUAUAUGGUUGCUGUGGGAGCAUAGGAGAAAUUUAAGAAUAUCCAAGGAGAAUCCAGAGGGCACCGCCGACAUUAAGUAAAAUCCACUUUCACACUUUACCCACCGAUUUCCCGGCAUAGUAAAUAAAACAACAAACAAUAACUGGCUAAGACACGUAACCUUGUCGUUAUAUGACAUAUAGACCUGGCAUUUGAAGAAUAUUCUCGAUAUAGACGUCACGAACCUUUGGACGAAAUUCCGAUGUAUGACUUUAUCACUUGACAUCCCAUUGCCCAUGCCACGGCCUAAUAUAUCCUGUAUAGCGAAGUGUUAUCGUAUCAGAGCGUGAUGCAGUCAUAUUGGAAUGUAAUAAGUCAAGUUAUUGCACUAUUAUAGAAAUAAAUAUCGAUGAUUACGAGUUUAUUUACGACUUUAUUCAAUUCAAUAAUCUUUAACGAACUAAAUUACUUUUUAAGAGAUUGACAAAUCGCUCUCUAUGUCUUGUUGUUUGGA
This is a messenger RNA of Pieris brassicae (large cabbage white), 2175 nucleotides long. RefSeq names its product solute carrier family 46 member 3-like. The record is from RefSeq and is a predicted model, not a curated record. Gene Ontology annotation, molecular function: transmembrane transporter activity. NCBI's taxonomy places the organism in Eukaryota, Metazoa, Arthropoda, Insecta, Lepidoptera, Pieridae. Gene Ontology annotation, biological process: transmembrane transport. Bases 227 to 1762 code for a protein of 511 amino acids. The transcript is spliced from 7 exons. Gene Ontology annotation, cellular component: membrane.